UUAGUGGCAUGCAACAUCGCUGAGGAAUUACAGAGCCGUGAACGCAGGGAAGGAUAAGCAGGAGGGAAUAUCCAAAUUACUUAGACAGUGGACCCCGCCAAACACAACGCAGCGUUUGCUUAAAUUGCAUUUGCUCUUUUAUUUUCUCCAAGGACAUGCUUGCUUUUUUUUAAAUUAUUUUAAUUGCAAUAUCAAUCCAUUUUUAAGUAGCCGUACAGAAAGAAGUAACAGAUUACAAUAAAUCGGUUAUUUCUUUUUUUAGAAGUUUAGAACUGAUCUGAUUCCCGUGUUUCAUCGAAGGAUCGACAUUAAACGUUGAAAUAUUCAGAUUUAUUUUUAUUUUUUAGAAAGGAUAUUUCACAAGAAAAAAACAAUUAUUGAGAGAUAUAAAGGAUUUAAAAGGAGAGGUUAACGCAAGUCGUUUUUUUAAAGAGAAAUAAAACAGAUUUGUGAGUACGGUGUGUUUCUGUAUUAUUAUUUAAAUUUGACUGGACGUGAUCUGAAUCAUUUUUUUACAGCAGCUUCAUGUUGGACGUGACGAUGUGCUCAUUGCUUUCCUACCACAAGUUUACUGAAUGGAGAUAUAGGAAAAACUGACUUGCACAGCAAACCCGCUCAGUUGUAUUUAAAUGUGUCGCGUCUGCAGCGGCUAACCUCACAACUACAGUUGGUGGAUUUCAAGCGAUUCGGUCACCUUUCCUCGGAGGAGAAACUCGCAAUGAGAAUUUUUACGAAAAUCAUCCAGUUGAUAGCUGCUCUCCUUAUUCAAUUCUCACCUGCUCAGACUUCUGGAGCAAACGGUACUUCUGAAGUGAUGCUCUUCGGGGAGGUGUGGCGCCGGAGUUUCUGCCGCACCGUUGAGAAGCUGGUGGAGGUGGUGCAGGAGUACCCAGGUGAAGUGGAGCACAUCUUCAGCCCUGCCUGCGUGCCGCUGUGGCGCUGUGCCGGGUGCUGCGGGGACGAGAACUUGGAGUGCGUGCCCACAGAUACCUACAAUGUUACCAUGCAACUCUUGAAAAUCAAGCCAGCUGAGCGACAGGUGUAUGUUGAAAUGACAUUUAUUGAGCAUCAGAGAUGUGAAUGUAGACCCAGAAAGGACACCUUUAAAAAUGAAAGGAGAAGAUCAAAGAAGGGGAGGAGAAGAAAAGAAAAACAGAGAACAAAAGACUGCGACACGUGUCAACCUCCUCGCAGGUAACUGAAGUGCCACAAGAGGGACACAAAGCAUCUUUUCUCCGGUAUUUAUUUUCCAGUCAGUAAUGAUGUUGGCAAUCUUCUCAGCACUUUUAAGAAAUGGUGUAUUCCUCGUUGGGUCCUGAGCUGCAGGAACGCUAUAGCGGAUGAAGGACUGAAUAACUUUUCACAAGCAGAUAAGUUUAAGAAGUCCCCCCCCCCCCCGCUGCAACGGACCCCCAUGGACUUGCCCGGGAAGAUGUGCUACACAUCGCUAGAUACCAAGCGCAGAAGUUAUAAAAAGAAUAUUUGAGAUGACUGAAAACUUUCUCUUUCUAAACUAAAUAUUUAUUGCUAAUAUGUAGAUUCCAGUAAUGUAAAAUCAAUAUGAUAAGCAAUAGGCAAAGAGCCUAUGCACAGAGAUUUUCAUUCUUCAGACUGGACAUUAACUGAGAGCCUUUCUACAUCUUUCUACUCACCUUGAUCAGUUCUCCUCCGGUUCUUUCCAAGCAGGUUUUCGAUUCCCCAACGCUGGUGAAAACGGCAAAAGUCUAUUAUUUUUUUAUGUUUUGUAUAUAUAUAUAUAUAUAUAUAUAUAUAUAUAUAUAUAUAUA
Polyodon spathula (Mississippi paddlefish) is the source of this 1787-nucleotide messenger RNA. RefSeq names its product vascular endothelial growth factor A-like. Lineage: Eukaryota; Metazoa; Chordata; Actinopteri; Acipenseriformes; Polyodontidae. Gene Ontology annotation, cellular component: membrane. Gene Ontology annotation, biological process: positive regulation of protein phosphorylation; vascular endothelial growth factor signaling pathway; positive regulation of endothelial cell proliferation. Bases 719 to 1198 code for a protein of 159 amino acids. Gene Ontology annotation, molecular function: chemoattractant activity; growth factor activity; vascular endothelial growth factor receptor binding. The record is from RefSeq and is a predicted model, not a curated record. The transcript has 7 exons.